AUAUCAGCGCUAAAUAGAUAGACCAGUGACCUGUCUUCUCCACCUGGCCUUUGUUGCAUUUUGGCAAUUUGCUAACCGAUAUCCAUACGGUUUACAAACUGAACACGUGCAAUAUCAGAUCAUUGUGCUUCUAAUAAAGCAAAUUAAGGGCAUGGAUUUGAUUCACAAGUUCUUUAACAUUGUGCUUCCUCCUUUAAACAUCAUUCUACUUGUAUGUUUUUUGCCACUAUAUCUUGUGUUCAGGUUUGCUUAUUGUCUAAAAAGACAUAUAUUCAUCGAAAAUGUGGCCGGAAAAGUUGUGCUGGUCACCGGAGCAGCCUCAGGAAUCGGCGAGCAAAUUGCUUAUGAGUACGCAAAGCGAGGAGCAUGUUUAGUGCUGGUUGACAUAAGAGAGGAUCGUCUUGGACCAGUUGCAGAGAAGGCAAAAUUUCUUGGCUCCCCAGAUGUUUUAGCUGUUGGCGCUGAUGUUUCUAAGCUGCAAGAUUCUCAAAGGUUUAUUGAGGCUGCUGUGGACCAUUUUGGCAAACUGGAUCAUCUGGUGAACAACGCUGGAACUGUAGGGCUUUUCCAAAUCGGAGUUAGCAAUCUUGAAAUGAUAACAACAAGCACACCACAAGUUCAUGAAAUUAUGGAUGUGAACUUUUGGGGUACAGCGUAUAGCACCCAUUUUGCGCUCCAACAUCUGAUAAAAAGCAAAGGCAAAAUAAUAGUUAUUGCUUCAGGUCUGGGAUGGUAUCCCUCUCCAGUAUUGGGUUUCUACUGUGCAAGCAAGGCAGCAGCAAUUAGCUUGUAUGAGUCUCUGAGAUGUGAAAUUGGUUCAGAAAUUGGCAUAACAAUAGUAACCCCUGGCCUAAUAGAAUCAGAAAUGUCUGGAGCCAUGGAAAAGGGAGGAGUAGAUUUGAUCGUACCAAAAGAGUCAAAGGAGGCAUGUGCGAAAGCAAUAGUGAAGAGUGCAUGCCGUGGAGACAAGUACUUGACAGAGCCAUCGUGGAUUAGGGUGUUGCUGCAGUGGAAGUUUUUUUAUCCUGAGGUGGUAGAGUUUGGCAACCACUGGGCUAUUUAUAGAAGGUUUAUGCAUUUAAAUAGGACUUCAACAGCUCUAUCUCCAUCUCCUCAGUUCAAGCUAGACUGAGGACAAUGUUUUAUCAAGUCCUGUUUAUUAUUCUUUUUUUUUUUCUUUUUCAAAUGUCGAUAAAAUAAGUCCUAUUUAUUUUAAUUAAAUUAAAUACAAGUUACAUUAUUCAA
Jatropha curcas is the source of this 1245-nucleotide messenger RNA. Its product is annotated as 11-beta-hydroxysteroid dehydrogenase-like 6. Lineage: Eukaryota; Viridiplantae; Streptophyta; Magnoliopsida; Malpighiales; Euphorbiaceae. Gene Ontology annotation, molecular function: oxidoreductase activity. Gene Ontology annotation, cellular component: cytosol. The record is from RefSeq and is a predicted model, not a curated record.